This is a messenger RNA of Ustilaginoidea virens, 2175 nucleotides long. RefSeq lists its product as uncharacterized. Bases 1 to 2175 code for a protein of 724 amino acids. Lineage: Eukaryota; Fungi; Ascomycota; Sordariomycetes; Hypocreales; Clavicipitaceae. Gene Ontology annotation, biological process: mitochondrial translation; arginyl-tRNA aminoacylation. The transcript has 13 exons. Gene Ontology annotation, molecular function: ATP binding; arginine-tRNA ligase activity. The record is from RefSeq and is a predicted model, not a curated record. Gene Ontology annotation, cellular component: mitochondrion; cytoplasm.
AUGACGAGUCGCUCAACCUCAUCUCUCAGCCUCUCUCUUAUUUUUUCAAUUUCUCUUCGUCCUCGACCCUCCUUACCUCAGGCUAGACGCCACUUCAAGCUUGCUCCCCUCUUUUGUCCAGUCCCGAGUCCUGGCAUCUCGACUUCCUCUGUCGCAGCCAUACGAAACAGAAAGCGCUCUACGAAUAUCUCUGGCGAUAUUGGAAGAGGUUUCCGUGCCUUUCGCCCCUCCGCUCCGACUUUCACGCAGGCAGCCAUGGCGCAGUCAAACGCCAUCGACCAACUAGCCCAGAGGGUUGACGGCUUGACUCUCCAGAGUCUUGCCCAGAAAUACCCUACUGCCUCUUUCGAAAGUAACCCGCUCGACCUUUACAGGGCUCACCUCAGUAAUGUCUUGUCUGAGAUUUCCGGCGUCGACACUUCCAUCAUAUAUCCCGUUGUCAUGUUGACGCAGAGUCUCGAUAAAGGCGACUUCGUUGUCGCUGUCCCUGCACUGCGCAUCAAAGGCUCGAAACCAGACGUUUUGGCCCAAGAGUGGGCUGCAAAGUUCCCCGAGAACGAUGCCCUCUUUAAAAAGCCAAUUAUAAGCGGACACUUCAUGUCCUUCUUCGCAAAGGGGGAGCCUCUAGUGGGAUCGAUUGUCCCAAUGGUCAGGCAAGCCGGCGCAAACUACGGCAAAAACACGCUCAACGGCCUCCGAGACCCCAAAGACCCCAAAUCUGGCCAGAAACGCAUCAUUGUUGAAUUCAGUUCUCCCAAUGUUGCGAAACCAUUCCACGCUGGCCACCUUCGAUCCACCAUUAUUGGUAGCUUCAUCGCCAAUCUGCACGAGGCAAAUGGCUGGGAUGUCGUUCGAAUGAACUACCUCGGAGACUGGGGCAAACAGUACGGCUUACUCGCCCUGGCGUAUCAGCGAAACGGUGACGAGGAAGCACUGAAAACGAACCCCAUUGAUCAUCUAUUCAAGCUUUACGUUCAGAUCAACGCGGAAAUGAGUGCCGAGAAGGAGAUGAUUGAGGCCCAGAAGAAAGAAGGAAAGGAUGUCAGCGACCUGGAGGCCAAGAGUCUUGACGAACAAGCCCGCCAGUAUUUCCGGAGAAUGACCGACCGGGAUGAGGCAGUUCUCCCCCAAUGGCAGCGUUUCCGGGAUCUCAGUAUCGCCAAGUACAAGGAAACGUAUUCCCGACUCAACAUACAGUUCGACGAGUUCAGCGGUGAAAGCCAAGUGUCUGAGGAAUCCAUGGCCAAGAUAGCCGACGAAAUGCAACAAAAAAAAAUAUCGCGAGAAGAUCAAGGCGCCGUCCUGGUUGAUUUCACCCAGCUACUUCCAGGGAAAGAAGGAAAGAGGCUAGGAACCACCGUGUUGCGAAAGCGGGAUGGCACUGCCCUUUAUUUGACCCGUGAUGUUUGCGAGUUGCUCAGCCGGCACGACAAGUACAAAUUUGACACCAUGAUCUACGUGGUGGCUAGUCAGCAGGAUCUGCACCUCAAGCAGCUCUUCCAAAUCAUCGACCUUUUGGGCUACAAGGAUAUCGCCAGCAAAUGCCAGCACAUCAACUUCGGCAUGGUUCUUGGAAUGAGCACCCGCAAGGGAACGGUUAAGUUCUUGGAUGACAUUCUGAACGACUGCGCCGACCAUAUGCACGAAACUAUGAAGAAGAACGAAACCAAGUACGCCCAGGUUGCAGAUCCGGAAUCUACAGCCGACACACUGGGAAUCAGCAGCGUAAUGGUUCAGGACAUGAGCGGCAAGAGGAUCAACAACUACACGUUCAACAUGGAUGCCAUGACAUCCUUUGAGGGUGAUACGGGCCCCUACCUGCAAUACGCCCACUGUCGACUGUGCUCGAUCCGGCGCCGGGUGGAGCUUUCCGACGACGAGCUAAGCGAGGCCAACCUGUCUCUGCUGACGGAGGAACAUGCUGUCAGCAUUGUUCGAAUGCUCUCCCAAUGGCCCAGCGUGCUGCAGAACACGCUGAAGACGCUGGAACCCGCAACAGUCCUCACCUAUCUGUUCAAGAUGACCCACGUCAUCAGCAGCAGCUACGACCACCUAAAGGUCGUAGGAAGCGAGCCAGAAGUGAUGAAGGCUCGCAUGGCGCUUUACGACGCCGCGCGAACCACCCUAGCCAACGGCAUGCGCAUUCUCGGCUUGACACCCUUGGAAAGGAUGUAA